AAGAAGGAAGAGGGGGACAUCAGAGUGAAGGUGUUUGUCUUCUCGCAUAACCAGUACGCAGGACGGAGCCCUGCUCUCCUGGAGAUGGCUGAGCACCUGCCUGACCAUGGUGCUACCAAUGACAGUUCUACCAAUGCUUUAAUGGAAAAGCUGCGUUUAAAAUAUCAGCAAAGACCAUGGACUGAAACUCUGAAACUUGUCCAUUUUUGCAUGGAUAAGCCACGUCAGCCUGACAGCAAUGCUCCAGAUGGUCCAUUGCUCUCUUGCAUGGAGAAGAUACAGAGGAUGAUAAAUGCUAAACCUUUGUUUUCUGUGAUGAACAGAUUGGAAUCUUUAUCCAAACAAAAAGGGCUUAAUGCUCAUGUUAGCCCCAGUGGGACUACCUGCUACGUAACAUCAAACAUGUUUUAUGUAGAAGUUCAGCUGGAGAUGGAUGGAAAGGUGGUGGAUGUGAAGUUAGCUCACCUUGGAGAUGCUCCUGUGGUUUGCGAUGACAUGGCACAGCAUCUAAGGAUGAAGAACUAUGAUGCCUUUGGAAAGAUUCUAGAAGAGCUGUCAAAUAUGUAUCAAAUUCCAGGAGACAGUGAAAUGAAAGCUAAGGGAUACCAUGCUUUGCAGGCCCUUGAAAGAGAUCUCUAUUCAAUGUCUCUUCUGCACAGAUCAGAGGAUGUAAACAGAGUCAUAGAAGUACUUCAUGGAAAAGUAGGACACCUGGUGCCAAGAGCUGGAGGAACACCUAUGAACAUUGAAUUUUAUAUUUCUCCUUAUCAAAUUUUGGAAGAAGAACUAAAUCCUGGUUCCCAGGUAUGUGGAACAAAGACAGCUGUAACUGUUGAAGGCACAGAUACGCUCCACAAACUUUCUCUUUCUCCACUGCUUGCAGAUUCUCAAGGCGGAGAGGAUGGCAACCCUGUUUUUUUGCCACUGACUGAUGAACUCAGCAUGGAUUUGCCAGCUUUCUUUGUGUUGAAGUUUCACCAGCCUAUUCCUAUGUCCUUAUCCAGUAUUGAAAUGAUACAGAGGCUGACAGGAAUUCAGAUUACUGGCUUGAAACUAGCUCCUCUGUAUGAACUGAUUGUUCAGUCUACCCUUAAAGAGAAAGGCAGUGAAGAUGUGUCUACAUACAAAUCCCAUUUCUUUGUGUCUCUUCCAGAUUGCCCAAAGCACUGCUACUUCAUAAACAAUGGCUCAGAAAAAUCAGAUUUAGGAGGUGCCUUGGUCAGUAAAAUCCCAUUUAGCCAUCCACAGAGUGUGCCUGGUGUAAUAGAGAUUCUUCGACAUCAAGUGGCAUAUAACAGUCUUAUUAGCAGCUGUGUCUCUGAUAAGCAUAUAAAUGAAGAUGGUACAGAACUGCUUUACUUUGAAGUGGCACCACACAAGAACACCAGCUUUUCUGUCUUUUUCCCUCAUCCCGUGAAUGAGAAUUUAGCCUCUGUGACAAUUGAUGUUAUAACCUCCAGAGAAAUCCAAUGUCACCUUCAUUUAAAUCCUCAAGACCCAACUCUCAAUUCUAGUGAUGACUUUAUAACAAGAGCUGUGAAGCGUUGCAUGUCAGUCCCAGUUGUCAUGAGAGCUAUUUUCAGGAAUGCUGCCAAGGUGAAAGCUGCCAGCGAAAUACAAGAUGUGAAAGCAGACAUGAAACAGAAACCUGAACCACCAUGUGAGCAAGUUACACAUUCUGAUAGUCCCGAAGACAGUCUUUCUGUGGCUGGUCAGCAAGAUUUGGUAGUGACGGAUAAGCCAAGUAUUACAGACAGCGCAAAAGAAAAUCCCUCCACAGCCAAACUGGAAACUCUGGGUGAUAACACAGAAAAAAGUAACCCCACAGUAAGUACAGAAGCUUUGUGUGGAGCAGAGGAAAGUAAUUCCACAGCUAGUACAGAAGCUGUUAUGAUAGAUAAGAAAAACACACAAUCUAUUGUUUGA
This is a messenger RNA of Pezoporus flaviventris, 1926 nucleotides long. Its product is annotated as mediator of RNA polymerase II transcription subunit 1-like. Bases 85 to 1926 code for a protein of 613 amino acids. Gene Ontology annotation, cellular component: mediator complex. The transcript has 17 exons. Gene Ontology annotation, molecular function: nuclear retinoic acid receptor binding; nuclear thyroid hormone receptor binding; transcription coregulator activity. Lineage: Eukaryota; Metazoa; Chordata; Aves; Psittaciformes; Psittacidae. Gene Ontology annotation, biological process: cellular response to thyroid hormone stimulus; regulation of transcription by RNA polymerase II. The record is from RefSeq and is a predicted model, not a curated record.